AUGCUGCUGGCCCACCUGAUCCGCACAAGGCAGUCAGGCCAGUCUCGUGCUGAUGCCCAACUGGACCCAAGCUGCUUUGGACUGCCUGUCUAUCUGGCCUAUGCCCUUUACCCGCCACUCUACAUUGCUGGGCCGAUUUCCUCCUUCAACAAUUUUGCUCACCAGAUUUACCACCCAGAUAGCCCUUCCUUGACAAAGGUCUGUCACUAUGGGUUGAGGCUGCUUGGAUGCCUGCUGGCCUUGGAGGUCCUCACUCACACUAUUUAUGCAAAUGCCAUUGCAAAGUACAGGCUAUGGCACCAACUCCAGCUCUGGGGCGCUGCACGCUUCAGCCCCUUGGACCUUAGCACCAUCGGAUUUUGGGUCUUGAUGUUCAUGUGGCUGAAGUUCCUGGUGAUCUGGCGUUUCUUUCGCCUGUGGUCCCUGGCAGACGGCAUCGACGCACCAGAGAACAUGACGCGGUGCCUGUGCAACAACUACGACAUUGAGGGAUUCUGGAAGAACUGGCACGCUUCGUACAACUUGUGGCUGGUUCGAUACAUUUACAUACCAUUGGGCGGUGCACGAUGGCGGGCGUUGAACGUGUGGGCCAUAUUUACAUUCGUGGGGCUUUGGCACGAUCUCGAGUGGAAAUUGGUGUCCUGGGCAUGGAUAAUGUGCCUGUUCAUCGGUGCAGAGAUGGCUGCCAAAUUGCUGUCCAAACACAGGGCCAUGGCUCCCCUGAAGCGCAACGGGUGGUUCCGGCAUCUGGCUGCGGUGGUGGCCUGCUCCAAUGUGCUUGCAUUGAUGACGGCAAACAUGGUGGGAUUCGUCCUGGGUGUGGAUGGCAUAUCGGACUACCUGCAUGGCAUCUUUUCUGACGUCAAGUCCGUCUGCAUCAUUUUUGCCGCCAUCUUCUCGACAGUUCAAGUCAUGUUCGAAAUGAGGGAGUAUGAGCUGCACGAGCAGCGUAGAGUUUGCCCCGUAGCAUAG
Ostreobium quekettii is the source of this 972-nucleotide messenger RNA. The record is from the annotation of a GenBank genome assembly. NCBI's taxonomy places the organism in Eukaryota, Viridiplantae, Chlorophyta, Ulvophyceae, Bryopsidales, Ostreobiaceae.